AAAAAGAAGAAGAAGCUGUUCCGGUUGCGUUUUCAGUCCGUCCUGGCGGUGCCCCCCCCCCCCCCCAUCCCAAAACAAAAAGGCCGACGACGGUCAUUUGCCACGAAACUUCUGCUCUGUGUGUUUUCUUUUCUCCGUUCCAAAAUGUCCCAUGUUUAGUUUCUAACAGCCUCAGUGUGACGUUGGCGAGCGCAUCGCCAAACUUCCAUGAAAAUAGACGCAAUUCAAGAACAUGCGGACGUCGACGGACACACGCCUCUUUUAGGAAAUGACUCGUAGUGCAUUUCAAACAUAUAUGCUCUAGACUACAAUUCGGUGUCGUCGUAGCCAGCGGCACGCGACUCUUGGCAUUUGAAAAGCUCCACUUUGGAGUUGGGAAGGGCUUCUGUCGCACGGUCCUCACAGGGCGGAAGUCAGCCUUCCUGAACGAAUGCAAAAGUCGUUUUAUUAUCCUUAACAGGCUUUUCUAGUGGCUCACGUCGACGCCGAAUUUCUCCAAACGCCAACAAAGAGGAGAACGUUAGGCGCUGAACGCGGGACACCGCAUAAUGGCGCCCCAAACGUCGCUCGGCCGCCAUUGUUGGCUUUUGCUUUGGGAGUUUGGAGCGAGUGUUCCGGCCGGGCUUGCGUGUCACCGCUCGGGGCGACGCGACGGCGGAAGGCGGAAGGCCAAGUUCAACUUCCUCCCGGCGGAGCGCGCGCGCGUCAGCAGAAAAUGGCCGCAGUCGGGCAGAGUGCGGCCGACGGAGGGCUUCGGGUCCCGGCCGGCGGCCGCACGAAGAGCCGCUGCGGCGCCAGCCCGGAUUCGCAAAGACGAGUUCCACCCGUUCAUCGAGGCGCUGCUGCCGCACGUGCGCGCCUUCGCCUACACGUGGUUCAACCUGCAGGCCAGGAAGAGGAAGUACUUCAAGAAGCACGAGAAGAGGAUGACCAAAGAAGAAGAGAGGGCGGUCAAGGAAGAACUCCUCGGUGAGAAGGCAGAGGUGAAGCAGAAGUGGGCGAGUCGCCUUCUGGCCAAACUGCGCAAGGACAUCCGACCGGAAUGCCGAGAAGACUUCGUCAUGUCCGUCACGGGCAAGAAGGCGGCCUGCUGCGUCCUGUCCAAUCCCGACCAGAAAGGGAAGAUGCGACGCAUCGACUGCCUCCGACAGGCGGACAAGGUGUGGAGGCUGGACUUGGUGAUGGUGAUCCUGUUCAAGGGGAUCCCCCUGGAGAGCACCGACGGCGAGCGCCUGGUCAAAGGCGGCCGCUGCGCCAACCCGCUGCUGUGCGUGCAGCCCCGACACAUCUCCGUCUCCGUCAAGGAGCUCGACCUCUACCUGGCCUACUACGUGCACCGCAGAGAGGCCGAGGAGGGCAGCAGUCCCGGUCGGACGGCGACGGCGUCCGAUCAGGAGGACGGUCGCGCCGCCGCCAUGGAUGGUCCGGAGUUCCACGACGCCUUCGUGACGUCGGGGGUUUUCAGCGUCACUGAGCUGGUGCAGGUGUCGAGAACGCCCGUCGUCUCAGGGGCGGGAGCGAGUUUCUCCGGCGGGGAGCUCCAAGGCCACCUGGCCUACGAUCUCAACCGGGCGCUCCCUCGGCCCGUCAACAUGCGACGCGCACUCGCCAGCGCCUCGUCCGGCGGGGGUAAGCGGCACAAGUCCGGCUCCGUGGAGGAGGAGGCGGCGCGCAGUCCGGGAGGAGAAUAUUACCACUCGCCGUCCUCUCCGGCCAGCGGCUCCAGAAACUGGACGGACGACGCCGAAGGAGGUGCGUCUCCUCCGGUGAAGAAGGCCGAGCCGGACGGUCCUUCGGCCCGGGAGGACUCGCCCGGACCGGGAUCCUUCGCUCGGCACCAUCGGCCCGUCAUCGCGGUGCACAGCGGUCUGCCCCGUCCUCACCCGUCGCCGUCUUUGCACUUCCCGUCGUCGUCCUACUUCCCGCACGGAGCGAUCCGCUACCCUCCUCAUCUGGGCCAGGACCCCUUCAAGGACCUGGUCACCUUGGCCUGCGACCCCGCCAAUCAGAGCUCGGUGAGCGUUCUUUCUUCUUCUUUCUUUUUCGUUCUUCUUCUUGCUUCUCCCGAGUCAUUUGAGACUUUGUGUUUCCAGCUGAACGGCAGCAACCAGCUGAAAGCGAGCAGCCAUUACCUCUCGUCUCAGAUGCCGGGCCCCGCCCUGGGGCCGCCCCGACCCACCCUGAGCGCAGACGUCAAGCCCCCCAGCGCUUCCUCCGAGGGGGCGGCAAACUCCCCCACCUCGCCCACGUACUCGGCCCCCGCGACGCCCGGGACCCCCCCUGCCAGUCGCCCCUCCUUUGUUGGCGUCGCGCCUCGAGACUCCGCCGGACUCUACCAAGCGCAGUCUUGGUAUCUGGGCAACUGAAACACUACAUGAUCUCUUCUAUGUGUGCUCACACCAGUAUAUAACUGUACACUGUCUAUAAACAGUAUUCAUUUCAUAUAUAUAUAUAUAUAUAUAUAUAUAUAUAUAUAUAGUAAAUGUACAGUAUAUAUGGCGUAGUUAUAUAUGGGUAUGGGCACACGGUGGGCCACAUGGACUCAAAAACGGCUCUCAAGAUUUGUGGCUGGAAGAAUUUCCCGGGAAGGAUGUCAAAGAAGCCUUUAACCCCGCCCCCCCGCAGGUGCUGCUCAUCACAUAUGCAAAUACGCCUUGCUUUUUUUCUGUAUUCCCCUAAAGAGUCCAACAACAGAUGGCGACGCUAUCUUUUCUUUGUCCCCACCAAGAAAGGAAAAGAAGAGAAAAAGAAAGAGACUUUUUGAUUGACAAUCACCGUCACGUUGCUUUUGUUUGUGUACACAAGCGCAGGCCACUUCCUCAACGCAAUUAAGCCCCUUUCACGCGGUGCUCAUGCGAAAUGGCUGCGUCAGUUAUUCCCCUUUCACACAGAACACGGCGAAGGGCCCCGUCGGCGCGGUUGUUGUCGUGAGUGUCGGGUGUUCGACUUUACACCCCGUGUUGCAGAAUCGCCUCACACGCACGCAGCCGUCGUUCAGCGUCCGAUGCGACCCGCUACGACGGAAAAUUCCGAGGUCGUCGUCUGGAUUUGAUGUGCAGCGUGAAAGGGGCUAUCGUCCAUCAAAUCCGACUUGUGUCCUGCGGGAAAGGCAGCGACGCACAAUGGCGGGGACGUUAAUACGGAAUUUUUAUUUAUUUAUUUUUUAACCGUACAGCGGCGCCUUGAGAUAUGAGUGACCCGACUUGCGAGUUUUUCGAGAUAUGAGCCGUGGUUCGGCUGAUUUUUGUUUGCUUUGACUUGCGGGCGCAAACGUGAUGUUUGAGCAUGACGGUGAAGUCAACGGACUUCACUACAACUUGGCAAAUAGUCAACAAUUCAUCCAAAAAGAGGCUUCAGGCUGUUAAAUAAGAUAAGAUAUGAUAUGAUAUGAUAUGAUAUGAUAUUAGUCCCACAAUGGGAAAUUUGCAAUUAAAUAAAACAAAAGAGAAUUACAAGUUUGGACAUGUUUGUAUUUCGAACAACCAAAUGACAUUGAGUUAAGGAUGGCCCUUUGGCCUCCUGCUAACACAUAAUGGACAACGCCAUCGACAUGCUAACAGUUAGCAUUGAUAAAUGCCGUUUUAGAACCCUUUAAGCAAUGGAUGGUUGAACACAAACGGUGGAACAACACAUGUAGACAGGUGACAUAACAAUACUCACAGGCGUAUCUUCUUCAUCCUUUACGAGAAAUUGCUUACGGAGUCAUUUACAGUCGUAGUAGAAGUACAACUAUUCUUGUUGGUUUGUGUCUGCGUGACUGUAUUAUACAUUACCGCCUCCCGGUGGCCAAGGCGGGCUCACCAGAUAGGGCGGCACGAUGAAUCGAAUAGUACCAUUAUGCGCAAACUGUUCUUUCUUUACAUUCUACGUAUUCGGAAUUUGCGCUGAGGUAUAAUACGGACCCCAGAGUUGCUGGUAUCUAUGCUCAAAAAUUGAAGUCUUAUUCUCGUAGUAAUUUGUAUUUUCCAAGGUUUUUCAAAGGGAUGUUAAAGUUCUCUCAAGUAAGCGGAAAUGCUUUCCUUUACGCAUGCGCCAAACAAGAACGAAAGCAGAAAAUACUUUCCUUGCUUUGCUGAUACUUCCGUCUACAGAAGGAACUGAGGAAUUACAAUUUUACACGUGCACAAGCUAUAUGACAAAUUCACUGGUGAGCCUUUCUGCCAUUUCGUGAACUAAGACGCUAAAUCCGACGCCAUGUUACUUCAACCAACGCGUCGGUACCGCUAUAUACGGCAUACGAUGUAAUAUCGCUAAGAGGUAGACGGGGGAACAGGGAAGUUUGUUGGGUUGGUUUUCAUCGGCUUAAAGCUGAGUAAUAAUUGGGUUAUUUUUCUUACACCUCUGUAUAAUGCGCACCAUUUAAUGAUAUGUUUAGCAUAAAACGUGUAUUAUACACAAGACCCUAUGGUAAUUAUGCUAUUCGUGUUUUUAUAAAGUACAAUAUUAUGGAGUUCUUUUUCCCGAACAAAAUGUUUUGCUUUUGUGGGGGUUGGAACGGAUUGAUGGCGUUUCCAUUUGUUUCACUGGGGAAAGUUGAUCUGAAUUGGACUCGUAUCUCAAGGCACCACUGUAUUGUUGGUGACUUCUGGAAAGAAGUCGGCAGUUACGGCGUUAGAUGUGGGCCACGCUUACACACUGGGAACUGGAAAUACUGAGCAUCAAAAUGUGUCGUGUGGUUUUUUUUUGUUUGUUUGUUUUUUUUAGAACAAUCCUUUUUUUCUGUAAAAAGUUUCAUUUUCCCUCGGUUUUUCUCCACUCGCUGGCUCAAACCGUUUUGGCUCUCUCUCGUUGUCAACCACGCAUCCCUCAACACGUUUGGCCUUCUUUCCAGAAUUUGCCCUGCUCCGCCACUGCCGAUUGGUUCACAAUUGUGGCACAUUUGUGACACUGUCAGGAAGGGCAAACGGGAUUGCCAGCCAGUGUGCCGCGGGAAAAUGAUCAAAUCUCACUUAAUUGGUCAUAAAAUGAAUUAUUUCCACAAAGUACAUAAUAGACGUGCGUAUCCGCUUUUUGCUACUUCUUUGUUUGGUGAGAGUUUUCUAAUGUAGAGUAUGUGCCUCGGCUCAAUCUUGAAUGGUUUACAGCGAGACUGAGGCGAUGCGCAAGCGUGGAAAAACACAGGGGAAAAUAUCACUUUUACACAAAAUAGAGUUGUGAGUUUUUCCCCAAAACACAUUUUUGUGCGCACAAAACACGCUUUUUCUGUGCUCAAAGUUUCCUGUUCCGAACGGCUAAUUGUGGUACAAAUCCAGCGUAAUAGGCAGAAGAGUCGUCUUUUCACGGGUGCCUGUGCUGCGGGAAAGGCACGGACACAGAAUGUCGUGUUGUUCAAUCGUUCUGGGGGGGAAAAGGUUGGAAAAUUUGCAAGUCGACUCCCGAGGUGGCGGUGUCGUCGUAAAAGGGGCUAGCGUCCGUCCGAGUGCGCUUUUCCCGAGCUUUGUUUCCCUGGAUGGCCGCCCCGCGAAAGGCGCCGGGCAGGGACGCGAAGUGUGGCUCCGACAGUCGCUUCUCUCGCUGAUGUCGUCCAAUUAUGACAUCCUGUUGUUGUGUGAACGGCGAAUAAAUGCCAAAUCAACUCCGAUAGGCGCAUUUUGUGUCAACUCUGCGUAAAAGGGGCCGAUGCGUGAAAGGAUUUGGAACGAUGGCCUCAAAAAGGAAUGUGGAUUUGUACUUUUUUUUUUUUUCUUCCAAGAAUCCCGCCAGGAAUUCCUCCAGCCCCCUUGCUGGACCUUAUUUCAACAUCUAUUUUGCACGAUAUGUCCGAAACCACAAUAUGUGCCUUGCCUUCAGUUCAACGACAAUAAUAAUAACAAUAACGAUGACACAUUUUGGAAACGUAACAAUACUUUUCAUGGUACCGCUUCAAGAAAACAAAACAAAAAAAGUUGCAUGCGGGAUUGCUUGACGCUAACUAGCCUAGCGGCUACACACUUUUGCGUUGGCGGUGUCUGCUGCAGGCUCAUUUAUAUGCACUAAAAUUCAUAUUUAAACUGUCCUUAUACAGUGAACCACAGUUUAUCACGUGAGGUACGUUCCAGGCUAAAAAUGAGCAAUAUAGAGAGAGAUCAUGUCAACAUAAAUUGAAAACAGUUUUAACCCUACCACACGCUUUAAACACAUUUAAAGUUAUGAAAACACACUUUGGAAAGUAUUCCUUGCAGCCUGUUUUUACUCUGUCGCUCGUAUGACAUCACUUUGAGGAAAUCAAAAGAUUUGCUUCAAGCCAUUUAUUUGUCACGCCCAGUUGAAGUGGAUGAUAACAAACACGUGAAAGAAAACAGUAUUUCAACACUAAAACCUUCGACCAAUCCCUAUUAUUAGAAAAGGUUUGGUAGCUUCAUGCUCACAUGUAAUGUGAAAUGCCAUCGACAGGCUAAUGGAAAUAAGCAAAGAUGCAUAGAAAAAUCCGCAGCAGUGUCGGCGCAAAAGCUGAAAGGCGAUAAAAGCGGCUUUCACUGCGCAGUAGAAACCGUCCUCACGCUUCCGAGCGGCUCUUGCGUUGAGCAGGGAAUCCACCGGGGGGCGCCACUCUCAAACAAAAAUCUCUCCAUCCAUUUAUUUUCGGGUCGGGGUCGCGGGCGUGCCGGAGCCUAUCCCGGAUAUCAUCGGGCGAGAGGCGGGGUACGCCCUGAACCGGUCGCCAGCCAAUCGCUGGGCACAUAGAAACAAACAAACCAUUCGCACCUACGGGCAAUUUAGAGUCUUCGAUCAACCCACCCCGCAUGUUUUUAGGAUGUGGGAGGAAAGCGGAGUGCCCGCAGAAAAGCCACGCAGGCACGAGGAGAACAUACAAACGCCGCACGGUCGAGGCCGGGAUUUGAACCCGCAACCUCAGAACUGGGAGGCAGAAAUGCUAACCGUCCCGCCCCCAAACAAAAAUGCUCGCAGUUAAAUGGCGGCACCAGGAGUCUUGUUGGCUGUGGAAGACGGUUCACCUUGAAUCCAAAAGGUUUCUUCCCUUGUAAAUGUUGGCUAGUGACAUCUGUCCCCCAAAGAUUGCGGGAAAGUUAACGGGUGAACGACCGGUUGCGCUCCUAAACCAGACACGGCUGGCAACAGCAACCGCCACCGCGUGCCCGCCGCCAGGGGGCACACCCACCAGAGACACGACUAGCAACUGACCAGGUCAGCAGUUGACCAAUCCUCUCACCGACCAAUUCAUUGAUCAACCGACCGACCAAUUGACCAACGUACAAACGAAGCAGACAUCCAAUUCGUUGACUAAUUAACUAACCAACCAAUCAAUUGACAGACCUACCGGCCAAGAUCGAGAAGUGAAGAAGCCUUUUGGAUCCAUGGUGAACCGUCCGUCAACUUGUUGUCGGCUCAAUGCCGCGCCCGUGACUUCCCGGUGGUACUGCAACAUUUGGAAUCCGGAAGCUUUCGUGACACGGACAAAACCGAGCCUAUCUCACGUGGCGUACGAGUGAGCCUUUCGCCGUCGGUUAGCUCGCUUUAUCAGACGGACGGCUUGACACGCGAUUAGCUUAGCCCGGCGCUAACACUACGACAGACGACCGGCAUAUUUGUUGCGCUUCAUACUCCAGACAGCAGGGGGGCGCCGCUGCCCGCGGGCAAAGCAUGCUGCUGUUAGCUUAGCUAAGCCAAACUAAGCUAAGUGACGAAUAACGGCAUGGGCCUUAGCUCUGAUUGGCUGUUUGAACACCGUCCGCUUUUCAACCGGCUUGAUUUCUACAGCCAUAAUAAUCAUUUGAAACUAUUUUUUAAUUUUGCACGUAUGUUUAUUAAGCUUAUUCUGUCAUUGAAACACACGAGCGUGUCUAAAUACUUUGAAUGUAUACGAAACGUUUGACUGGUGGCCGAGCCACACGCGCACACAGACACGCACGAUGUGAUGCUAAUGAUGCUAAAGCUAACCUCCGUCAGGAGGACAAACUCGUUUGCACAGCGGAAAAGGGGAUGACGUGAAUGUGAAGAAAUCGGAGAGAGGAAGAGCACAGCAACAGCAAAAGCGAAAAGACCGCAGCCGCCGUUUUGAUUCCCUCAAAGCAAAGCGGACGAUCGUGUUCAUUUGGCCAGAAUGCGCUUCAUUUGCCUUUUGCGACGCCAUCUUAUAUGACGCGUUCUUAACCGUCGUGUUUAGUACAGAAGGGAACCAAGGAAGGAAGCGGCCGUGCGAAACCAAAAAAGCAAGAUUGUAUUUGGAUGAAAAACAUUUGGAAGUGGACUAGAUGAAACGCACUUCACACACAUUCAAAGCUGUGUCCUCGUUUGUUGAAGCAGUUUAGUUUGUUGUGUUUAUUUUUUCUGCUCUGACAUUUUGUGGGAAAACGACGCACGUGGCAAGGAAACGAUGCAAACGGGUUAGCCGUUAGCCAAUUUUGAGUCUUCAAUUAACGUAGCACGCAUGUUCUUGGGAUGUGGGAGGAAAGCGGAGUUCCCGGAGAAAAGCCACGCAGGCACGGGGAGAACAUGCGAACUCCACACAGGCGGGGCCGGGAUUUGAACCCCGGUCCCCAGAACUGUGAGGCGGAUGUGCUAACCAGUUAACCGUUUUUAUUUAAUUGACACAUUCUAUCGACAUUUUAUCAUGAAUUAGAAAAUGGAAAUGAAAUGAAAGAACUUGCACUCAUUAUUCUUUUGUUCUACAUGUUGAUGCGACAUAUUGAUCACAAUAAUGUUGUCCAUAGUGGAGGAUGUCAAUUUUGUUCUUCAUUCCUAAAGAAGCGAUUACUCAACAAUCGAUUCAUCGGAAUGAUCCGUUAUUAUGUCCAUGGCAACAACCGUAACGGUUGUUAGCGUUUUGGGUCCUAACCAUUUUUAAUCAGGCAAUAUGCGUGUCCACAUCUACAAUCGGUCCUCAGCAUUGUUUCCGCGCUACUACAUGCUAAGCAUGUAGCGCUGACGAACGUAUUUCUCCGAGAGUUUCUGGUUAGCUUCUCAUUGGCGAGUUUCAACACAAAAUAUUAAACGUGUGCGUGUGCGUGCGCGUGCGGCUGUGAAACGAGCGUCAGAUUCGGGAGGGCAAAAAGACAAACCCAAAACGAUUCCGGUUGGUCCUCAUUGAAUGUUUUAAUUUGGAUUUGUUUUGAAGGCUUUUCUUUGGCGUGCUUGCAUUGCAGACGUGCAUCAUGCCGUGCUGCUUUUCGCACUGUGCAAUAGCAACAGUUCACAAUGAGAGCAAAAACAGAAAAGGCAAACGAGCGCCGAGGGCCAAAAGGGCUGCAGCUUCGCCGCUUUUUUUUAUCCAACAAAAACAAACGCAAAACAAAGUUCAUAUUCAACCUUUAUUUGCAUGACGUGUCAAUUGUAAGAAGAGGAAGUGACGUGUUUGGACUUCCUGUCAUGUGAUGAUGAUGAUGAUGAUGAUAAUGAUGUCAUUAGAACAUGUACAGUACUCGCAUUCAGCCAAUGCUGAUGGAUUCUUUACUUUAAGUAUGACUGCCUAUGCAAAAAUAAAGCAUCAAUAAAGAAGCUAUAUCCCAUUG
Molecule: messenger RNA, 9449 nt
Organism: Phycodurus eques (leafy seadragon)
Lineage: Eukaryota; Metazoa; Chordata; Actinopteri; Syngnathiformes; Syngnathidae
Gene: nfic
Product: nuclear factor I/C
Exons: 12
Coding region: 549-2366 (605 amino acids)
Biological process (GO): regulation of transcription by RNA polymerase II
Cellular component (GO): nucleus
Molecular function (GO): DNA-binding transcription factor activity, RNA polymerase II-specific; RNA polymerase II cis-regulatory region sequence-specific DNA binding
Source: RefSeq, a predicted model, not a curated record